GAUCACUCAAGUUUCCCUCCGUUACGUCAUGCCCGUCAUAGGCGGCCACGACGAACCAGAAAGAUUGUCAUUUCUUCGCGAACUUGUCCAUUGUUUAUAGUGCAGAGAUCGGUGUUCGCAAUACUCAAUAAUGCCAAGAGCGGCUGGAUAUUCCAUGGGACACCAGGAACUACGAUAUUUAUGGCUAUCAAAGUUCAGAGUUAUGGAAUUAGAAAUACAUCCUUUUAUCACAGCAGUGCAUAAAGCCGCAGGUGUUUCUCGAAACUGGUUUCAAGAUAUUUACAUGAAGGAGGUGAAUAUGCUUUUGGAACCAGUUAUUAAACAGUUUGACCAGAUCAUUCAUGGUAUCAAGCGAGAAAAAGAACAUUAUGACUGUUUAGUUGGGACUGACAUAAGGCUGGGUUACAAGCUGAAGCCAAAGCCAGAGGUACAGACACUCCUGACAAAACAUAGGAACAAAACUCCAGGAGCAGCCUACAAAUGUGCACAUAUAGAGCGCUUUAAGUUGGUAGUGUAUGUUUGUCCAAGGCAGCAUUCUCAUUGUGCACAGACCAACCUAGCUUUCAGCCAAUUGCUGAAUGUCCAAAGCGUACCAGAUCAGACUGACAUCAGCAGCUACUUUCAGCCAUGCUCCCAAGUCAUACCUCACAAAAGCAGGCCAGUUUCUGUGUCUUCUACCAAUGUGGAAGGAAAACGUACUCUGAGCUCCAUCACAAGUGUAAACAAAACCAAAGUCUGCACACAUGUACCUGACUUGGCUUCAGCUGAGAGAGAUUCAUUCCCUAUGGAAACAUUGGAAGGAAGCAUGGAAGAUGUGACUGACCAGAAAGAUCAUUUUGUGAACAGAAAGAGAAAAGGGGGCAGAUGUAUGUCAGAGGUUGGGAAACUUCCUAAGAGGACUGCUUUAAAGCUGACAAGUAGUUACCAAGACACUAAUCACUGUUCCUCUAGUAGCAAGUCUGGACAUGCUCAUGGAUUGUCAAGGAGUAUUUCAAAAAAGUCUUUAAAAAACAUAAUACAAAGGCAUGAGAAGAAUAAAAAAGAGAAAAGAGCCAUUAGUUUAGAAAUGCACACAUCAACACUCCAGUCAAAAAGGUCACCUGUAUGCAGUCAUUCAGCAAAAGAAAAUGGAAAGUCACGCCAGAUGCAAAGAGAGACUGACGAUGAUAUGUCUUCAGUUGCCUUACCUUCAGUAUCAGUGAUCAAUUUAGGUGCAGUUACCAUUGCCUCUGAGUCUGAAAGCUGCAAUCUUUCAUUGUCACCUCAAAUGCCAACUGCCACUAAAGGAUGUAGGGAAAAAGAAAUUCAUGACUUCCCCAGACAUGAUGCUGAUAGUGUGGUAUGCAUGAGCACAGGAAAACAUAAAAGUCAUAUGUUUGUCUCUUCACAGCUUGAUGGUGUUGGCUCAGGAAAAAACUGUAGGGGUAGGACCAAGAGAGGAAUAUAUUCAAGGAUCAAAGAAUUUCAUUCAAAACAUAAGGCAAAUAAUAGUCCAACAUCACAUCUGCAGAGUCUCAAUAAUAGUUUCAAAGUGAAGAAGGUAAAAAGUUAUCUUUCUGUUUGUCAUAAGUCAGUACAUCAUGUAGAUUAUGAAAAAGCUAAGUCUGUGAAUGUGCUAUCACAAAAUCUGAAAGAUGAGCUGCCAGAUCUAGUUGAUAGGUCUAUAUCACAUCAAUAUUCAAAUUCCUUUUCAUUGUCAUCCUGCAUGGAGGAGAAAGCCUCACUGGAGAAGGUACAGCCUCCACUGAAACAAACUUGUAGCAAUGGCAGGCUGCCAUUAUGUAGUAGUUGUGAUGAACCAGAAAUUAAAGCAAGAGAAUCCUGUCAAGAAACAGAGUCACAUGAAGUCUUAUUUCUUGAGCAUCCUGUUACACAGAAAAGCAGUGAGAGAAGGAAGCGAAGUUGCAUUUCAAAUGACCAGUUCUCACCUUUGAAUGUUUUGAGAUUGGAGCCCUUUUCUACAUGUGUUGCAGAUUCAAAAAAAGGGUGUGGGUUGUUAUCUAUUCCCGACACUGAACUUGAAAAGUCCGUACUAAGACUGAGAACGGAGCUUGAGGCUGUAAAGCAAGGGAACCACUAUAGCAGACGUCAUGAACAGUACAUGGAAGGUGGCAAAUGUAGACGUCUGCUGGAUGAUCAGAAUUAUUUGGAACAUUUCAAGGAGGGACAAGAGGAUGUUGUCAUGGAUACUCUUCUUACUAUGUUCCCCAAAACAGACGUCCAGAGCCUGGAUUAUAUUAUGCGGGUGUUGCUUCCAGAAGCUUUGAUCAGGGUGUACCAGCAAGUAAUGGGUCACUCUGUUGAAGAUAUUUGAUUUAUUAAAAUUUAUUUCCUAGUCUCUUUCAUUUUCAGCACAAACACUUCAAGCAAUGUUGUUUAUAAGUGAUUUGUUUAACCUCAAAAACCAACAGACUUUAUUUACAAAAGUUUUGCAUUUGCCCAGCUUGUGUGGUUAAGAUUCCCAUGUAGUCAUUCCACUGGAUUCUAAAAUUAUACAUAGUGUAAAAGUAUACUUCCUGAGUCACAUUUAUUGUUAUGUUUAUUAUUUUACCGAGUCAGAUUUCUGCAUGGUCUCUAUCUUCUGUUCCUAAGAGGUGCUAAUAGCUUUAUGCGCUGUGGUUACUUCUAAUCAACUGGUCACAUUUCUUGAGAAUGUAUGUGAUAUUUUAUUAAUAGGUUUUAUUGCUUGAGAAAGGAAAGUUCUGUUGUUGCAGUCUGUUUGUGUGUGUUUUGGUGAAUUUACACUUAUGACCGGUGGGUUGUACCUGGCUCAUUUUUGUUUCAGAGUAGACCUAAUAAGGUACUGGCAAUAUUUUUGAAUUGUUUGUGAUAAAAGUCAGUACAAAAUUUAUGCUCAAAAUAAAAUGAUCUCUGGAUUCUGCA
Molecule: messenger RNA, 2883 nt
Organism: Pomacea canaliculata
Lineage: Eukaryota; Metazoa; Mollusca; Gastropoda; Architaenioglossa; Ampullariidae
Exons: 10
Coding region: 131-2314 (727 amino acids)
Source: RefSeq, a predicted model, not a curated record